This is a messenger RNA of Rubroshorea leprosula, 1845 nucleotides long. The record is from the annotation of a GenBank genome assembly. NCBI's taxonomy places the organism in Eukaryota, Viridiplantae, Streptophyta, Magnoliopsida, Malvales, Dipterocarpaceae.
GAGUCGAGAGAAACCCUUCUCGUCGAUGAAUAGUUGCUAAGAAUCGGAGAUUGUUUCGUUUACGCUUGCUGAGAAAGCAAUCUCCAUUCGUCCUCUGCCUUGAGCUGGGGUCGUUUCUAUGGUUCCUAAAGCAUGGGCAGAAUUAGGAGAAACCAUACAUGCGCCCAGAACCUGGGUACCUAUUUCUGCUUCUGAAAAUCGAUGGACUGAAUACAAGUAUGAAAAAUCCGCCCUCGGGCUUCUGGCGCUCCUUAGGAGUGCUCGCCGCCGUCAUGGUUCCGCUGAGAGAUCUCAGCUUGUUUUUAAUUUUUUUCUCUUCAUUUUCAUCCGGUUCUCUCACCUUUUCUUCAAUUGCCUUUCAAUCUAGUGUAAUGUUCGAUCAAAUCUUGAAAAACCCAAAUGUAUUUUUGCUUUUCUUUGUUUUUCCGUUCCCAAAUCUGGAUGGGGGUUUACAUCUGGAAGGGAAGGAGACUCUGUUCGCGAGUGACUUGGGGCUGUCUUGUGGUAUGGAUUCCGAUGGAUGAGUGGGAAAGAUCAGCGCCUUCAUUACCAAUGGUUCGAUGGUAAGGGUUUCAAUGGUGGGUUUGAUCUUUAGCACUGGAGAGUUUGUCCCAGUAGCCUCGAUGAAUCAAAAGGACCCUGCAACUGUUAAGCUGUAUGGGUUUAUCACUGGCGAGGGCCCCUUCCAAUUCCUUAUGGAUGCUCGUGCUGAACAGAGGAGUCCUUGCAGCUUCGCCGGCAAUACUAGGCAGGUGGUUCGGACUAACAGGAAUGAUGAUUUGAGCUGUCUAGCCAUCAAUUAUGAAGAUGGAAUGAAGUUUAUUCCUGUAACUAGUGAUGAAUGGUUCUAGCACUGUGCCUAGUUCAUGCUGGUAAGCAACUUAACCCAUCAAAUAAUGAUCAAAUUUUGUUUAAUCAAUCUGGAGUUGAGCUUGACAUUGUGGAUGAGCAAAUCGAUAGUUACUGUGGCAUGUUUGUAGGGCAUUUAGGUUUUGUUGUUGGUGUAGAGAAUAGAUAGAUUGAAUUUGCAUUUAAUGUUGAUGACCUAGUUACUAACUGUGUGCUCGAUUUGUUGUUGAUGAGGUCUAUUUGCCCUAUUUCUGUUAAGAAUCUACUGGAUGUGUGGUAUUUAUCUAAGAAUCCAGUUACGUUUAUGAGGGGGUAAAGCCUGUUCAUUACGCCUAUGUGAUUCCAAAGAAGAAGUUACACGUGAUGAAAAUUAGGAAGAAGAUAGGAAAAAUUGAUCAUUUAGUGGAGAUGUUAUAGUCCUUGGCAACAAAAACCAGUGUGCUGCAGGGGUUGGUGGCUGCCUCGUAACAGCCACAGGAACCCCAUGACACUUGGAAUUUUAAGGGACCCCUUGGCUCCUUUAGGGCUUCACAGAGGUGUACUUUCAGACUCAAGCUAUCCUAGUUUGUUUCUCUUUGUUUUAAUAUAGAAAAAACCUAAAAGUUGUCUUGUUAUUGUGGUGUAUUGGUGGAUGGUAUCACUUGGGAAGCUGCUAGGCUGGCUAUUCCGGGUAUGUUGCUCUUGGCAGUCUCCCCUAGGACAUGAUAUGGAGAGUCCUUCUCUUAUGGGCAUUUCAUCCACUUCAACUGUGUGCAUGAUUGUUCAUCGGAGGCUAUUUCAUUGGUGUUUUAUAUCAAGGAAGAAGAUGUCAAAGCAGAGAAGGAAAGGGCCUUAGGAUUCUUCAAGGCUGCUGAAGCCUACUUCCUCGCAAAUCAUGAAGCUAGUAAGAAGAGGGUUGAUCAAGUCCUUUUUUUUUUUGUUAAUUGGAAUUUUAUGAAGUUAUGCUUCAUAGAUAUACUGUUUUCCACAUCGGGAGAAUGCUGCCCUUCUUUGUUC